AUGUCUACUAUCCCAACGACUGAAAUCAUCAUCUUCGAGACAUCAGAGAAGUUUCGUGAGGACGUCUCAUGUUUACGUCCUGCAUCCGACAUAGUUUCAAAGGCUGAUGGUGUCCACAAGCCCGUCUACUUCGGGCUACAGAUCGAGAACCCAGCUACAGGGUAUCUCUUCCUCAACUGGGAUAGCCUGGCGCACCAUCAAGCGUUCAUGACUUCCUCCUCGUACGGUCCUCUUCUCGAAGCUCUGAAACCCACCAUUGGGGGCCCAUUCAAGAUGUAUCAUGUCAUUUUCAACGAUCAUCCCACAUUCCAGCAGCCUGUCACGGAGGUCCUCCUCAUCACCCUCAAAGAUCCCAGCCAUCGUGCAGAGGUGUUCGACAUCCUCAAUAAUCUCUCAGACUUAACCGAGAAGAAGCUCAUAUUUGGUCCUACGCUGGAGGACGAGAAUGCAAUUAUUCUUGUUGGCGGCUGGUCGAGCGUUGAGGCUCAUUGGGAGAUGGUUGCCAAUCCUGAGCCGAAAGCAGCGGUCGAACGGCUCUUCGUUCUUGCUAACAAGGAUCAUCUGUUCCACACCGCCUUGAGCUCAUAUGCAGGAAAAUAG
Molecule: messenger RNA, 600 nt
Organism: Suillus fuscotomentosus
Lineage: Eukaryota; Fungi; Basidiomycota; Agaricomycetes; Boletales; Suillaceae
Exons: 4
Coding region: 1-600 (199 amino acids)
Source: RefSeq, a predicted model, not a curated record